AUGGAGGAAAAUCAGGAGAGUCAGAUUUAUGGUUGGGAGGAGUGCUCGAGGCCAAGGGUUAUGGGUCCGACGACCAUGGGGAACGGGAGUCUUUGCAUCAAGCUCAAGAUUCCAAAGGCUGAGUUUGUUGCUGCUGCCGAAGAAGAAGAAGAAGCUCCUUCAGCCGCAACCCCAAUCGCAAUCGCAAAAGACUGCUUCCCUCGCAUCUGCAACAUAUGCGAUAAAGGCUUUGCCUCUGGAAAAGCCCUCGGCGGUCAUAUGAGAAUGCAUGUCCAAGCCAGAAACAAGGAACUCCUUCAAAACAAUCAAAACCCACUCGCUGCCGCCGAUCAUCGUCUUUCCCCUGCUCCACCCAAACCCAUUAACGCAAUCCUCGGCGAACCCACUUGCUGUGUUUGCGGAAAGAAUUUCCCCACCAUGAAGGCCUUGUUUGGCCACAUGCGAUCCCAUCCUGGAAGGCCAUGGAGAGGAAUUCUGCCGCCUCCAACCGCCGACAAAAACAACGAAAGCUCAUCCUCCUCCACACUCUCUGAUGAUCAUCAUCAGCAUAAGAUCGAUUCUGCUGCUGCGGCGGUUGUUUUGCCAACCUCUCUGUUGGGCUUGGGCUGGAAGGUCACCGGUAAGAGAGGCCGGAGAAGCAACGCCUCGUCCACCAGCGGUUCAGGUUCAGGUUCAGGUUCAGAUUCAGGUUCGGGUUCUGGUCUUUCCCGGAGUAUGGAGGAGGAGAUAGAAGAAGUUGUCUGUGAAGUACUCCUGACGCUGUCUAAUGGCAAUCCAAAGAAAAGACUAUCUAAUGACGACUGUGAUGAGCCAAUUAGGAAUUCACCUUCGAAGAAGAAGAAGCAGCAGCAGCAGCUAAGGAUUGUUGAAGCUGAAGCCGAUCAUACCGAAAGCAUCCGUGAAGAUCUAUCCAAAAAGAAAGGAAAGGCUGUGCUAGAAAGUAGUGAUCAUAAUCCACUGAAUACCAAGUGGAAAUUAUGGGAGGAUGAUGAAGACUACCAUGAAAGCAAUAUUGACAGUAAUGCAGAGAUAUUUGAAGAGUUAGAUCAUAGACUGAUCAAGUCUAACAACAGCGAGCUGGUUUCGGACAAUGAAAUAUUGGGGAAGAAGAUGAAGAUGAUGAGGAAGAAGAAGAGAAAGAUUAAAUUUGUAGAGUUGGAAGCACUGAAAGACGGUGGUGAUCAUCAGAAGCAGAUUGCAGUGAUACCCAAUACAAAUACGAAUACAAAUAAUAAUUAUAGGUACACAUGCUGCCUUUGCAAUAAAUCCUUCCCAACUCACCAAGCUCUUGGGGGUCACAAAUCCAGCCACAACAAAAUGAAGAACAUCCAGAGUAGUAGUGUAUCAGCUGAAGACGACUCAGCUGCGGAGGAUUGUGGUGGACAUUCUGCCAACCCCACUACCCAAGUGGAUGAAGCAGCGGCCACUCACCAAUGCAAGAUUUGCGACAAGACCUUUCCAACGGGUCAGGCACUUGGCGGUCACAAGAGGUGUCACUGGACCGGCCCUCAUCAAGUAACGUCUCCUGAAGAAGAAGAAGAUCAUCAACAAGUAGCUGCCGCCACCGCCACUCAGACUGGUCAAAGAGUAGUUAUGGAUUUUGAUCUCAAUGAGCUUCCGGCUGUUGAGGUGGAGGAAGGUAUCGUCGAUGAUCCAUAG
Corylus avellana is the source of this 1659-nucleotide messenger RNA. NCBI's taxonomy places the organism in Eukaryota, Viridiplantae, Streptophyta, Magnoliopsida, Fagales, Betulaceae. The record is from RefSeq and is a predicted model, not a curated record.